This is a messenger RNA of Rodentolepis nana, 819 nucleotides long. NCBI's taxonomy places the organism in Eukaryota, Metazoa, Platyhelminthes, Cestoda, Cyclophyllidea, Hymenolepididae. The record is from the annotation of a GenBank genome assembly.
GUUUCACUGGAGCAGAAUGCAAUCAACGCGAUUACUGCCUCAGUCACAAUUGCUCCGCCUUCGCAGAGUGCAAAAAUGCGCCGACGGGAUUCGAAUGCUGGUGCGAAGGAAGCGCCGACCAAGGAGACGAGACAAGAGCGUGAGCGUGACUUGGUAGAACCCAAAUGGAUUAAUAAAUCUUUUAUUUGGCGUGAAUUUGUAGGACCUCAAUGCCAAAGGGGUUACAAUGCCUGCGCCGAGGAGCACAUGUCAUGCUCAGGUCACGGAGUCUGCAGUCUGGCAGGGAAGCACAACAUCUCCUUCGAGUGCUCCUGCGAAGUAGGAUGGGAAGGAAGGCGCUGCGAAGUGCGUAGACCUCUCUGCGUGGUGGCCAACGAGAGUAAUCAGACCAUCUGCUUGAAUGGUGGUCUCUGCAAGGACCUCGACGCUGAGAAAGGCUCCUACAUAUGCAAUUGUGCAUCCGGAUGGUGGGGUCAACAUUGUGAAAAGAAAGCCGCUAUCAUCUAUAAAAUUGUAUUUGCGGUCAUCGUUUAUGUUGCAAUUGGUUUAAUCACCCUUACAACCAUAAUAUCUUUCAUCUUUUUCUUCUGUAAAAGAAAACGGAAGCCCGUCAAACCGACUCUCACCUUCAUGGCAGGUAGUCAAUUAUCGAAGGCACAACCCGAGUUGAUGAGUCUUUCUUUUCCGAGCAUGAAAAAUGGAGAAGCCUGCCCCAAUAUCCCCCAGCUUACUCUCAAUUACAGCCUGCCGCCCGACUUGCCUCUUGAACGUCCCCAAAUCAGUAUCCCAGACCAAUACGCCUUUGCAGCAUUCGUGUAA